UAAAUAGUCGAUGUAUCGUUUCCAUCGAUGUUUCUCCAGUUCUAUUUUAUUCCGAAAAAGGAAAAGGCGUAUGUAAUCUAAAAAAUGCAUAGUCAAUAAAAAAUAAAAGCUUUAGAAUGGGAAAAACCUCUAAAGACAAGCGAGACAUUUACUAUCGAUUAGCCAAAGAAGAGGGCUGGAGAGCUCGGAGCGCUUUUAAACUUUUGCAGAUCGAUGAAAAGUUCCACAUUUUGAAAGAUGUCACACGCGCUGUAGACUUGUGCGCUGCACCUGGUAGCUGGACGCAGGUGCUUUCCAAACGUCUCUAUGAAAAUCGUACUAACAAUGAGGAGGUCAAAAUUAUCGCAGUAGAUUUGCAAGCAAUGGCACCAUUGCCUGGAGUUACGCAGCUUCAAGGUGAUAUAACAAAAUUAAGCACUGCCCAGGCAAUAAUUGACCAUUUUGGUGGUGAAUCACAAAAGGCACAGCUGGUUAUUUGUGAUGGCGCACCUGAUGUUACUGGGCUACAUGAUAUCGACGAAUACAUUCAAAGCCAGUUGCUGCUAGCUGCACUUAGUAUAACCACACACGUGCUAAUGACUGGAGGAAAUUUCGUGGCUAAGAUUUUCCGCGGUAAAGACACAAGUUUACUUUACUCCCAGUUGCGCAUAUUCUUCGAGAAAGUAUCAAUUGCCAAACCUGCAAGCUCGCGUAAUUCUAGUAUUGAAGCGUUUGUCGUGUGCCAAAAUUAUCGAUGUCCAGAUGGCUACAUUCCACAAAUGAUCAAUCCUAUGGUCGACGAUGUGCAAAUGAUAGUUAAUGCAACCGACUCGAAAGUAAAUCAAAAACUUAUACCGUUUGUUGUGUGCGGUGAUCUAAGAGGCUUCGAUUCGGAUAUGUCGUACAGUUUGAAUCUAAAUGAGGAUUCGGAGUACACGUACAGAGAAGUUGUUCAAAAACCUAUUUCUCCUGCUUACAAAGAAAUAUUGGACAAACUUAAAAAUUGUUCUAUUAAACAUACAGCCAUCACUGUUAAGCAUGACGAUGAAGCAGAUGUCACUGAAUCAGAACCCGCAGUAUCAAAUGACGAUCCAGAGAUGAAGUGAAUGUACAUGGUCCGAUGAAUAGCAUUUAAGGUUAAAUGUGUCUGGCUCUUAAUAGAAAUAUCUUCCACUAAACUUGUGUUCUUGGGCAUCAUAUAAUCAUAAAUACUUAUACAUAUUUGUUUCAACAAAACAAAUAAUUUUUAAGCAAAAAAAAACCGACUUCAAUG
Messenger RNA from Rhagoletis pomonella (apple maggot), 1252 nucleotides. Its product is annotated as putative tRNA (cytidine(32)/guanosine(34)-2'-O)-methyltransferase 1. Gene Ontology annotation, cellular component: cytoplasm. The record is from RefSeq and is a predicted model, not a curated record. The coding region runs from base 117 to 1085 and encodes 322 amino acids. The transcript has 4 exons. Gene Ontology annotation, biological process: tRNA methylation; cytoplasmic translation. Gene Ontology annotation, molecular function: tRNA methyltransferase activity. Lineage: Eukaryota; Metazoa; Arthropoda; Insecta; Diptera; Tephritidae.